CCCGCCAUGGGGCCCGCCCGCGCCGAUUACCUGGCGCCCUGGUGGGCGGCCUGGCUGCACGGGCUCCCGCACCGCGACCCCCGCCUGCAGCCCGUGCCCAGCACCUUCCGCCCGCAGGACCCCGACUACCAGCAGUCGCUGCUUGUCCUGGGCUUGCUGGCCGCCGUGUGCCUCGGCCUCAACCUCCUCUUCCUCACCGUGUACCUGAUCUGCCUGUGCUGCUGCAAGAGGGAGCAGGACGCCGAGAGCAAGCGGCCCCACUCGUGUUGUGUCACCUGGAUGGCCGUCACCGCCGGGCUCAUCUGCUGCGCCGCCGUUGGCGUCGGCUUCUACGGGAACAGCGAGACCAACGACGGCGUUUUCCAGCUGCUCUAUGCCCUGGACCAUGCCAACCAGACCCUGACUGGCAUCGACUCCCUGGUUGCCAGCACCACGCUGCAGAUGCAGGGAGCGCUGGAGCAGCACCUGGCACGGCUGAACGAGCUGCUGGCCUCGCGGGGGGAUUACGUGCAGACCCUCAAGUUCGCGCAGCAGCUGGCUGGCGGCAUUGUCCUGCAGCUCCAGGGGCUGCCAGCCUGGCGGGGCGUCAGCGCUGACCUCACCGAGCUGUCGGGACAGGUGGCCUAUGUGGAGUACUACAGGUGGUUGGCUUACCUGCUCUUCUUCAUCCUCGUCCUCACCGUCUGCCUGCUGGCCUGCCUGGGGCUGGCCAAGCACUCCCGCUGCCUCCUGCUCCUGAUGCUGUGCUGUGGGCUGCUCAUGCUGGUCCUCAGCUGGGCCUCCAUGGCCGUGGACACGGCGGCUGCGGUGGGCACCAGCGACUUCUGUGUGGCCCCGGACAAGUUCAUCCUGAACCAGACAGAUGAUGAGAUCAGCGCAGAGGUGGUUCAUUAUUACCUGUACUGUGACCAGAGCCUGAGCAGCCCCUUCCAGCAGGCCCUCACCGUGUUCCAGCGCUCGCUGACCACCAUGCAGAUCCAGAUCCAGGGGCUCAUCCAGUAUGCGCUGCCCCUCUUCCCCACAGCUGAGAAAGACCUCCUGGGGGUGCAGCAGCUCCUCAACUCCUCAGAGACCAGCCUGCACCAGCUGACAGCGCUGCUGGACUGCCGGGGGCUGCACAAGGACUACCUGGAUGGCCUCAUUGGCAUCUGCUACGACGGCGUGGAGGGGCUGCUCUACCUGGGGCUCUUCUCCCUGCUGGCGGCCGCCGCCUUCUCCACGGUGAUCUGCGCGGCCCCACGAGCCUGGCAGCAGCUGGCUGGGAGGGAGCGGGACUACGAUGACAUGGACGAGGAGGACCCGUUCAACCCCGCGGCGCGGCGCAUGGCCACGCACCGCCCGCCGCGGGGGCAGCUGCGCAGCUUCUGCAGCUACAGCAGCAGCCUGGGCAGCCAGAGCAGCCUGCAGCCCCCGGCGGCACAGACCGUGUCCAACGCCCCCGUGUCCGAGUACAUGAACCAGGCCGUGCUCUUCGGAGGGAACCCCCGCUAUGAGAACGUGCCCCUCAUCGGGAGGGGCUCUCCUCCCCCCACGCUAAGUUGCCCAUCAAGAUACUCCCCGAGCAUGAGGGCCACGUACCUGGCGGUCACCGAUGAGCACGUGCGGCACCGCGGCGACUUCCCGGCCUAGGAGGGGACACCAAAGAGCCUGAGGGACAGCAGAGCACGGGGUAGGAGCCACGGCAGGGCUGGGGGCCAAACCUGGAGCCCCCCAGCACCCCCUGCCCUCACAGCCCCACACCUGCUGCCUUAGGGGCUCCCGGGAGCGCAGAGGGGCUGUGGGGGCUCCUCCUGUCCCUGUGGAACGUUCUGGAGCACAAACCCCGCACCAUGCUGCCCUGGGGCUCCCCUAGCAAUGCAGCACCAACCACUAGUGAUCCCAAACC
This is a messenger RNA of Melozone crissalis (California towhee), 1885 nucleotides long. It is a transcript of the gene TTYH2, whose product is annotated as tweety family member 2. Bases 7 to 1629 code for a protein of 540 amino acids. Gene Ontology annotation, molecular function: volume-sensitive chloride channel activity; intracellularly calcium-gated chloride channel activity. The record is from RefSeq and is a predicted model, not a curated record. Gene Ontology annotation, cellular component: plasma membrane. The transcript has 15 exons. Lineage: Eukaryota; Metazoa; Chordata; Aves; Passeriformes; Passerellidae.